GCGGCUGAGGCAGCCCAUGCGGUCCCGGACGCCGGUGGCGGCGGUGACGGCGCGGGAGCUCUGCGAGAACGAUGACCUGGCUACGAGCCUCGUGCUGGACUCGGUGCUCGGCUUCCGCACGCACAAGAUGGGGGUCAGCCCCCUGCCCGCCCUGAGGCGCCGGGCCCAGCUCCGAGCGGCCAUCGAGGCCUUCCGGCAGCGCCGGGACCUGGAGGCGGCCUGGAGGACGCUGAGCGCGGCUUGGGCUCCGGCUUUCUUCCGCCAGCGGCGCCCGGUGCAGCGAGCGGCGCUCAAGAUCCACGUGUUCAGGUACCUGCGGACGCUCCUGCCCGAGAGCGGCUUCAGCAUCCAGCGCUGCACCCGCUACAGCCACGACACCAACGGCGCCAGGGUGGUGUCCACCCGCACCUGGCGCAAGCACGAGACGCUGGAGCUGCUCGGGGGCUGCGCCGUGGAGCUGCGGGGCUCGGACCGGGCGCUGCUGCGGGCGGGCGACAACGACUUCAGCCUCAUGUACUCCACACGGCGCCGGAGGACGCAGCUCUGGCUGGGCCCCGCCGCCUUCAUCAACCACGAUUGCCGCCCCAACUGCAGGUUCGUGUCGUCCCCGGGCGGGGCGCGGGUGCAGGCGCUGCAGGACAUCCCGCCCCGGGCAGAAAUCACCUGCUUCUACGGCGAUGGCUUCUUCGGAGAGGGCAACCUGGGCUGCGAGUGCCGCACCUGCGAGAGACGAGGCGAGGGCGCCUUCCGGCACCGCGGCAAGAUGGCGGAGCCGCCCCCUCAGGACCCCCCCCCCAAAUACGAACUGCGCCAGACGGACGUGAGGCUGCGCCGGGGGGGGGCCGGGCAGGACGGGACCCCCCCCCACAACCCGCCCCGCCGGAAGCGCCCCCCGCCCGCCAACCGGAAGCGCCGCCAUCUUGGCCGCCAUCUUGUCCCCCCCUCACGGCGCGGCCGCCAUCUUGGGCGCGGCGGGGCCGAGCCCCGGGUGUCCCUGCACGACUGCGUGUCCUGCGGCAGCCGCUGCCGCCUGCGGGGGGGGGUCCCGGUGGUGCGGCUGGGGGGGCUGGAGACCCCCAAACCCCUCCCCAAAUCCGUCCCCGCGCCGCGCCCCGACCCCAAACUGUCCCUGUACGCCCACGUCAGGCUGGGGGGGGGCGCCCCCAAACUGGAGGAGGGCGAGGACAGGGGGAGCCCCCCCCGGCUGAGGCUGGUGGUCACUCAGGGGGGGCUGGCCCUGACGCUGCCCCCCCUUUCCGAGCACUGACCCCUCCCCGUUGUGGAUUUUGGGGGGGCUGGACCCCCCCCACACCCCAAAUUUGGGGGGUCAGAGAUGAAUUUUGGGGUCUGAGCUGCGAUUUUGGGGGUUGGACCCCCCCGGUUUUGGUGUCUGGAGCCGAGUUUUGGGGUUCAGACCCCUCCCCAUUUAGGGGCCAGACCCAAAUUUGGGGCUUGGACCUGAAUUUUGGGGUUCAGAGUCCCUGUUUUGUGAGCUAGACUAAAAUUUUGGGGUGUUGGAGCCCCGGUUUUGGGGCCAGACCCAAAUUUUGGGGUUUGGAUCCCCGUUGUUAGGACCAGAUAUGAGUUUUGGGGUUUGCAGCUCUGGUUUUUGGGGCCCAGACCCAAAUUUUGGGGUUUGGAUUCCUGGUUUUUUCGGGGCCAGACCCGAAUUUUGGGGUUUAAACUUCUGCUUUUGGGGUCUGGACUCAGAUUUUGGGGUUUGGACUCGAGUUUUUUGGGGUCUGGACUCAGAUUUUGGGGUUUGGACUCCACUUUUUGGGGUCUGGACUCAAAUUUUAAAGGUUUAGGCCUCUGCCUUUAGGACCAGACCCGAAUUUGGGGGGCACAGACCCCCCUAAAAAUCCAAAUUUUGGGGUUUGGAUCCUUGCAUUUGGGACCAGCCCCAAAUUUCGGGGGUGCUCAGACCCCUUAAAAUCCAAAUUUUGGGUGCUGAACCCCCUCCCCAUUUUUUAAACCCAAAUUUUUUUGGGGACCCC
Catharus ustulatus (Swainson's thrush) is the source of this 1997-nucleotide messenger RNA. RefSeq names its product lysine methyltransferase 5C (gene KMT5C). Gene Ontology annotation, cellular component: nucleus. Gene Ontology annotation, molecular function: protein binding; histone H4K20 methyltransferase activity. The record is from RefSeq and is a predicted model, not a curated record. The transcript is spliced from 7 exons. Bases 17 to 1267 code for a protein of 416 amino acids. Lineage: Eukaryota; Metazoa; Chordata; Aves; Passeriformes; Turdidae.